AAAAGCUGAAACCUACCUGACAGUCUCUCUGCUUCUGAAUCCAGCUCUGGAACCAAAUGCAUCCUUUUAUUGCUCUAAAAAGUGAAUAGUUUGAUUACAUCCAGCUACGCCCUGCUUUCCUCCAUAAGAAGGACCCAAAAGGACCUAGACAUCAUUGAUUGUCAAUCUACCUGAGGAGUUUUUGCUUUCUUGAUGGAAAUUUGGUUGUGGAAAGGAGUUUGGAGUUUGUCUUUAAUUGGAAUGUUGAAAAGUUGCUUAUUGAUGCCUGAAAUGGAACUCAGUUUUUAGAUAUGGGUUAAGUCAGAUCUAAAGAAGCCAUGCCUGACCGUUUCCUGCAGGACUGAGGGACACCUAGAGGGAAACUUGGUAGGAGAAAUGACAUCCGAUUGGCAACAACCAUGCUUUAUUUUGAGAAAAUCAUCAGACUCAUUGAGAAGGGAAAUUAAAUAUUGAUCAAGGACAAUGUCUUUCUUCCUCAGUAACUUACUAGCAAAUGACUCUAGCCUGUGGAAAGAAAAUCAUAAUUCUACGGACCUUUUAAAUUCACCAGGAACUCUGAAUAUCUAUCUUUUUUGCCUGACAUUUUUGAUGGCUCUUGCAGCCCUAGCGGGCAGCAUUUUUUCACUCGUGACCCUGCUGGGAAUGCGGAACAGAACAGUCGUGUCCAUGCUCGUGGCUUCCUGGUCUGUGGAUGAUCUCCUGAGUGUCCUGUCAGUGACCAUCUUCAUGUUUUUGCAGUGGCCAAAAGAGCUCCCGGGCUACUUCCAGUCUCUGUGCACCACGUCCGCCUUGCUGUACUUAUGCCAGGGCCUCUCCAGCAACUUGAAAGCGACUCUCCUGGUCUCCUACAACUUUUACACCAUGCACCGGGCUGAGGGGAGCCCGGCGGCCUCUGGCAGACCUGGCCGGGUGCUCGGCGUGGCGCUCACGGUGUGGGCAGCCAGCCUGCUGCUCUCCGCGCUCCCGCUGUGCGGCUGGGGCGCCUUCGUGCGCACGCCCUGGGGCUGCCUGGCCGAUUGCUCCAGCUCCUACGUGCUGCUGCUCUUCUCCGUGUACGCCUCGGCCUUCGGGCUCCUGGCGGGCCUCUCGGUCCCGCUCACUCACCAGUUGCUGUGUUCGGAAGAGCCGCCGAGACUCCAUGCCAACUACCAGGAAAUUUCCCGUGGGGCUUCCACUCCUGAGACCCCUUCUGCUGCGGGGAGAGAGCUUUCGUUGUCUCCUGAGGAUGCUCCGGGCCCCGCUCUGCGCUGCGCUGGGGGAUGUUCCCGGAGUCCGGACACUGCCUUUGGACCCGGUCCGCCGGCGACCUCAGGGGCGGGAGCCUGCAGGCGUGAGAACCGGGGGACACCGUACGGCACCCGGAGCUUCACCAGGAGCGUUGCGCAGAAGCGCUUCGCUUUGAUCUUAGCGCUGACAAAAGUCGUUCUCUGGCUGCCUUUAAUGAUCCACAUGGUGGUCAAGCACGCGGUGGGGCUUCAGAGCCUUCCUUUUGAGACACUCGGCUUUCUACUAACCCUGCUGGCCACCACUGUAACCCCGGUGUUUGUCUUGUCCAAACGUUGGACCCACUUGCCUUGUGGCUGCAUCAUCAACUGCAGGCAGAGUGCUUACUCAGUGGCAUCAGAUGGCAAAAAAACCAAGAGGAGAGGCUUUGAAUUCAAUCUGUCAUUCCAACAAAGCUAUGGGAUCUAUAAGCUAGCACGUGGGGAUUACUAUGACGAUGAUGAAAAUUCCACAUCCUGUCACCACCUGAUGAACCCUGAGUGCACGACUGUGCUAGACUCUCAGAGAGACAACCCCAGGAUCUUCAAUGCCAUCAAAGUGCAGAUCAGCACCACACCCUCUCUGGACAGCGACAGAGUCAGCAGUUUGGAGAAAUGCAGCAGUGCUGACCUUGCAGAGGCCCAGGGAGGUUCUGACCAAGGAAAGGGGGCAUUUUCUGAGAGAUCAGGAGGUGGUGUUGACGAUGAAGAAACCACCUUUUCUGAAGGCCCAGAAAGAAGACUUUCUCAUGAAGAGAAUCAGAAGCCAGACCUCUCAGACUGGGAGUGGUGCAGAAGCAAAUCAGAGAGGACUCCUCGCCAGCGUGCUGGUGGUGGGCUCGCCAUUCCCUUGUGUGCAUUCCAGGGGACGGUAUCUCUCCAGGCACCUACGGGGAAAACCCUCUCUCUUUCUACAUACGAGGUAAGCGCAGAAGGGCAAAAAAUAACCCCGGCCUCUAAGAAAAUAGAAGUCUAUCGAUCUAAAAGCGUUGGCCAUGAACCAAACUCAGAGGAGUCUCACUCCACAUUUGCGGACACCAGUGUGAAAAUACACCUCGAGGUUCUUGAAAUUUGCGACAAUGAGGAGGCCCUGGACACUGUGUCAAUCAUCAGCAACAUCAGCCAGUCCUCCACCCAAGUCAGAUCCCCGUCGCUGCGCUACUCACGGAAAGAGAACAGAUUUGUUUCAUGUGAUCUAGGGGAGUCGGCUUCCUACUCCCUUUUUUUACCCACCAGCAAUCCCGACGGAGACAUCAACAUCUCCAUUCCAGACACUGUGGAAGCUCACAGACAGAACAGCAAGAGGCAGCACCAGGAAAGGGAGGGCUACCAGGAGGAAAUCCAGCUGCUCAAUCAAGCUUACAGGAAGAGGGAGGAGGAAGGCAAGGGGACUUAGCAAUGGGCCUUCUCUAACAGGCAGAGGGGACCUUGCCACCAUACACUGCGCACCAGCCCUCCUUCCAGGGCUGAGGUCCUGCCAUCUCCCGUGGGUGUGAGCUUCACUGCUCUACUAGUUGAUUAUGCUCAGUGUGAGGAACUGGAACCAGUGAAGACACUGAGUGCAUCUUAUGUGCUACCUAAGAUCACACACUGUGGUAAUUAAAUGAUUUCCUGUCUUAUCUGAUUUCUAAAAAAAUCUUUUCUAAGUCAAAUCCUGGCCUAGUUUACUAAUGUGUUUGCCUGUGUUUGUCAUGUGCAUAUACUGAUCCCACGCACAUGUUUCUACACCCAGUGUUGGCCUUCACAGAAAGGGGGAAAGAGGCAUUUUGACAAUGGAAGCAAUGUAGCAAAACUUCAAGUUAUAUUUGAAGAGCCUUGCCUAAAUGUGGUUAGCAAAGCAAGCUUAUUCCAAUUACUGUGUUAUCUUUACACCUGUGUCUAGGAAAUACAUUCUUGUGUUUAAAAGCAAAUUAGCUUCCAUCUUGGAAAUACGCAUGUCUCUAGUUUAUAAAUAGUUGUUUCUUUCAUUUCUAUAAAUGCUGGUUCUUAUUUUUCUCUCUCUCUCAAAUGUAACAGCUAGCCUAUAAAACUAGUAUGUCGUAUGUUACAGGUGUAAUUCAAGGUAGUCUCUAAUUCAAAUAUUAUUGUAAAAGUUUGUGUUAGCUUUCCUUUACUAUAAUACAUACCUGACAUAAUCAACUUACAGAGAGAAAAGGUCUAUUUGGCUCACAAUUUCAGGGACUCCAGUCCAUGACUGGUUGGCCCAAUUGUAUUUAAAGAUGUGCUGGGCAGCACAUCAUGGUAGCAGCAUGUGGCAAAGCCACUCAGGUCAGGGUGAGCCAGGGCGCAAGGGACAGAGGAAGGACCCAUCCCACACUCCCCUUCAAGGGCAUGUCCCAACCACCCAAGGCCCUCCACCAGACCCUACAGAGUCACCCUUUCCUCCCAACAGCACCUUCCUUGGGACAAGACCCUACUACCUGAAUUUUUAAGAUCCAAGCUUCAACAAGGCUGUAAUUGUACACUUCAUCCUGAACUGUCUGGUUUAUUUGAAUGGAAUUUUUUUGGGAAAACUUCCAGAUUAAGUCCUAAGAGGUGCAGGAUAAAGUAGAGGGAAACCCUCUAAGUCUAAAACAAAGUGUCCCUAAGGUGCAAGUUGGGUGAAUUACUUAGACAUUCUUGAAGCACAGUUUUAUUUCAAAUAUUACUUUAAGUUGAAGCACUGUUUUCUUUCUUCCCCAAAGAUAUGUUCUCCCAAAGAAAUGAUUCAAAAUAUGUUCUAUUAAAUGACUUUAAGGUAGACUUUUCAAGAUUAAUUUCAAAAUACAUUAAGUUGCAAAAUCUCCUUUGUCAGUUUAUUAUGAUGUAUAUUUCAAACAUUAUGAAGUGAUUUUUCCUCAAACUGCUUUAUCCUUCUCUUCUGUAUGCAGAUAUUAAAUAUGUCACUUAAAUACUUACUUCCCAAAAUUACUGAAAUGACAUUUUUGUGGCCCACCUCACUUACACCUCAUUUAUUAACUUAUAGAUUGAGUGAAUUGUUCCCUGGAGCAGCUUGUUUUGGUGAUUUAAUUAUACCAACUGAAAUCCCAAACUGAUUCAAAUGGGCUUUCAGAUGACUUCAUUUUCAGAAGGCAUUUUUUUGCCACCAAGAAAAAAUAAUUUUCAAAAUGAUGAUCUCAGUGGACUUUCUCCAUGUUUUACAUAACUACUCAAUAUCUUGUUAUCUAAAUUUGGGAAGCAAAUGCAAUGCCAUUAGUAAUGUUUGCAAUCAAGUCUUAAAUAAGGCAUACCUCAAAUUUUAACACAAUGACAAAUGUCAAAUCAGUCUAAUGUUAUCAAUCAUUAACAUCAAAUGUCUUUUAAAAAUAAAGGUUAAUGGAAUAUUCCAAUAAUGCUUAAAAGACAGACUGAUAAAUGUAGACAUAUCAUUUUCUAAAGAAGAGGUAUAUGAUACUGCUACUUAAAAAUGCAGUUUUGGGCAACAAGGAAAUUAGAAACAGGAUCAUAAUAAAACUGAAGAGACAGUAAAGAAUGCAAACAAACCCCUUUUAACUGGGCACAAUGAAUGGAAAGACGAUAGAAAUCAGGUCAGAAGAGCAGAGGAACUGGGCUAGAAGACAGCACCCACUUCCCUGCUGUCUUCCACGUUCUUUUCACUGGAGAAGAACACAGCUGGGGACUGAUAAAACGAAACCCACUAGGAUAUACCCUGAACAGCCCUUGGUACUGAAUGACACAAGAGGCACAUUUCAAAAUUCUGCUGUACUGCAGCAGUACUGGGAUGAUGUAGCCCAAAGAAACCUGCUCAUCACAGCAUAAGGCUAAGCUGUGACACCUCGACCCCUAAACCAACAGCGGCUGGGUCUGCAAGAAAGACCAGGCAGAUCUGUGAGCAAGCACAUGUGGCUCCUCCAGACCCACAUGGACAGUGGAGAGGGAAGUUCACUACACAGUCUGCUCAGGCUUGUUUACUCCUUAGAGUGAUUCUAAUGAUCAAAACGUGUUCCUGGCACAGGAACUACCCUUACUGAUAUCUUGUGAUAGAUAUAUUCCGAUCUCUUACUCUUGUAAAAUAUGAUCACAUAGUUGCUCUUAUUAGGAAGUACUUUGGAUAGCUUAUCUCUUUUCUCCAUAAAUUGAUGUAUCUGAGGAUAAAAACAACUUGCUACCUAAUAAAAAUGUCACCAUCUGGUGGCGACAUUACAAACUGCAAACAUAAUUCCUACACCUCUUGAAUAAUAAAAACACAUAAUCUUCCAAACUUCCAAAAGUUGUGACUGUCAGAGGCAACUCAUUCUGAAGACAGAAUUUUUCAGAAUAUAAUAAAGGAGAACUUGGUUAUGCAUCUCUUGGAGGCUUUCUUAACAUGAUCCUACAGGGUUGGAUUUCACAGAUUUCCUCUUAAUUUCUGUACUUUUCCAUUAAUUCCAUUCAUUUCUUCACUACAAUAGAUGACUAGUACACAUUACAAAUUAUUCUAGUUACUUGGAAUUGUAACUGGGAAGAAAAACAAAAUACAUACAUAAAUAUACAUAUUCUGUGAGUCGAGGAACUGCAGUUGGUGAACACAGACCACAUAAGCCUGCCUCCCUCUUGACACAACUGCAAGUUCACAGGGUUCUGUUUGAAUAUUCACUUGAUGGAGUCAUAGAACUCAUGGGAAACUACAUUCAUGGUUAUGGUUUAUUAUGGGCAAAAGAUUACAAAUUGAAAUCUGCCAAGGUUAGAAGUUUUAUAGAGCAGAAUCUAGGAAAACUAAGUGUGGAAUCUGUGUUGCACUUUUCCUGUGGUGUCAUGGACAGCAAUACUUCCCUGGCAUCGGUGUGCGACAACAUAUGCAGAAUACUGCCAACCAGGAAAGCCAUCUGAAACUGAGUCCAGUGUCUUUAAUGGGCUUCAUCACAGUAGGGGCAGAGGUAAGCACGAUGGACUGCUCACCAGACUGAUGCUAGUUUCCAGCCCCUUUGAAGGUCAAGCCAGCAAAAAGUUGCCCAAAGCCCCCACUAUCAAUCACAUCAUUACUGUCUGUCUGGGCCAAGGCCCUCAAAGAUAGCCUGAUCAAGCAUGACAUUGCAGGGCAUUAGAGACUACAUCUCUCUGGAUAAGAUCAGGUUCUUUACUACACAUUACAUAUAUACAUAUAUAAAUGGUACCAACAUAUAGUGAUCCCAUUUAAAAAUUUUGACUUUAUGAAAAAUAUGCAAAAUCCAUACACAUUCAGCAGAAACUAUACUUCUAAUUUUCUGACCUUUCUCCAGGCUAGUGAAACAUGGUAGGUUAAUCUCUUGAGAAGCUGGGAGGCAUCACUGUGCUGGAGUGCCCAGUUAGCCUCAGGAUCCUCAGGCAGACAACGGGACUUGGAGGGUCGUGUUGCUAAGCUAUGACGUUUGGCAAGUUAGGAGCAUCAAACACAUUUUCAGCUUAGGAUACACUCAAUUUCUGAUGGAUUUAUUUGGAUAUAACACCAUCAAGAGUAGUGAAUGUGUAUGUGUGUAUGCAUGUGAGCAUGCAUGCAUGUGUUAAGUACCAAGGAGACCAACUAAAAGCAGAAUCAGGUAGUAAGUGCUGAGGAAAAAAAUUAGAGUAAAGGAAAAUACUGAGUGCAUUUUCUAAUAAUUCAGUCAGGAAAGGUUCAUGAAUAAGAGACUCAAAAUAGGAUGCAUACUAUGAUUCUCUCGGGAAAUCCUAGCCCAGCAAAGAGAGCCACAAGUUUCUGGAAGCAGGAGGGUGCUUGUGGAUGCUGUGGAACCAUCCAGGAGGUCAACACAAAUAUAGAUAAGUGAGAGAGGGAGAGAGUUCUGGAAGGUGGAGGCAGACUGGUGAGGAAGGGAAAGGCAGGUCAGUAGCGCCCUGUAGGCUAGGUAUGGACCUUGGGUCUUAUUCCAGAUGUGGUCCCAGAUGGACAUCUGUAACCGUCUCAACUAGUAAAAUGCUGUGUGACUUCUGAGGUUAGUUAAUGCCAAACAUUUCCUCCUUGCUCUGUGACACCUGCUCUUAGAACCCAGCUCUCAUGCUGCAAGGCUCAAAGGAGGUCACACAGGGAAGCCAAGGGAAGGUCUACAAGGAGGCCUUCCAGCCCACAGCCAACCAAGCUCCAGCCAAAGCCUGCAGGCACCAGCAGAUAUUCCAGGGAAGAUGACUCCAAAUGAUUCUAGAUGCAAACUAGCAAGCCUUCCAGAAGAGAUACCACCUGUCUUGCAGCAAGGAAAAACUCUCUUCUCUAUGCCUUGUCCAAAUUCCUGAUGCAUAAACUACAUAAGCAUAAUGAUUGUUUUUACACCGAAUUUUCAGGUGGCUCACUGUACAAAAAAAAAAAAAAAUACUUGUAACUGCACUUUAGAACCUUCCUCCCCACACAUGUAGCUUAGAAGAGAUGCAGAAGCUGCUGCUUACUACUGCUCAAGAGAUGAGGAGGCAGGUGAUGAUCUAGCUAGUGUUUUUGCCAGAGAGAUUGCUGAGAUGAAGCAAAGUGAGCCAGAAGCUGAAAGUCUCAGGUGGACUACCUGCCAGUGAACCAACUGGAAGGGAAAGCCCACUGCAGGGGGCCCAGGACACAACUCCUGAAGCAAGACUAAAUUAGCCAGGGCCAACCACCAGGCAAUGAUGGGUAUGAGUACAUUAGUAGAAACUUCAUUAAUGAGCACAGGCCAAAGCACCAGAUCAAACCAGCAGCCUCAGAAGAGCAGUCAAUGACAGGGCCAGGGAUGCCAGACAUCUCAAUCAUGCCCCUUCUUAGAGAAAGGGAACAGAGAGAAAAAAGCCUAAUAGGAAGUGGAACUUCAAAAUUACCUGAAACAAGACUGUCUAAAGAGGCUGGGUACAGUAGCACAUACCUGUAAUCCCACAGCUCAAGAGGCUGAGGCAGAGGACUGCAAGUUCAAAGCCAGUCUCAGCAACUUAGGGAGGCCCUCAGCAACUUAGCAAGACCAUGUCUCAAAAUGGAAAAUAAAAAGGCUGGGAAUGUAGUUCAGUGGUAAGGUGCCCCUGGGUUUGGUCCCCAGUACAAAAAAAAAAAAAAAAAAAAACCAAAAA
Marmota monax (woodchuck) is the source of this 8234-nucleotide messenger RNA. RefSeq names its product G protein-coupled receptor 149 (gene Gpr149). The transcript has 4 exons. Gene Ontology annotation, biological process: neuropeptide signaling pathway. Gene Ontology annotation, cellular component: membrane; neuron projection. The coding region runs from base 463 to 2658 and encodes 731 amino acids. Gene Ontology annotation, molecular function: neuropeptide binding; G protein-coupled receptor activity. Lineage: Eukaryota; Metazoa; Chordata; Mammalia; Rodentia; Sciuridae. The record is from RefSeq and is a predicted model, not a curated record.